ACGUGUCAUUCAAUUAAUUUGUCAACAGCAACCGGUGGAGAUAAUACAGAGAAGCAAGAGAAGCAAGCUCUACCUCCUUCAAAUCAACCUUCUCAACUUGGACAAAAUAACACAAAACAAGGUGAACAACCUGCAUCAAGCACAAAUAGUGCAAGCAACAAUAGACAGUUUGGAUUCGCCUUAACUUCUACAGCAACAAGUAGUUCUCAACCGAGUACUGCUUUUCCGACACAAUUUCGAUCCGCUUCUGGUCCCGCAGCCUUUGGCGGCUUAUUUUCAAAUACUUCUUCGGCUUUUCCUACCUCUGCAAAUACUCCAACAACAUCUGGUUUUGGCAAACCGACGUCUUCUGUAACACAACCCUCACCUUCACCUUUCGGUACGAUUAUUAAUUCAGUUGGAGCCACAACAGGAGGAGCCUCGACAGGAUCACAAAUUAGUUCUUCUAGUUCAAAUGCAACGUUUGGGGGAAAUGCAACUUCUACGUUUGGAUUAGGAACACCUUCAGUAUUUGGUGCUGGAUUUGGAACGUUUGGAACUGCGAAUCAAGUAACGACAUCUACGGGAUUUUCUGGCUUUGGAACCUCAAAUCAAUCAUCUACAGGAACGACAGCUCCAUCAGGAUUUUCUGGUUUUGGAACCUCAAAUCAAUCAUCUACAGGAACGAUAGCUCCAUCAGGAUUUUCUGGCUUUGGAACCUCAAAUCAAUCAACUACAGGAACUACAACUUCAUCGGGAUUUUCUGGCUUUGGAACCUCUAAUCAAUCAACUACAGGAACUACAGUUCCAUCGGGAUUCUCUGGCUUUGGAGCCUCACAUCAAUCAACUACAGGAACUGCAGCUUCAUCGGGAUUUGCUGGUUUCAAUAAACCGGCACCUACUACUACAUCUUCAACUCAACCACCACUUAUUGCCGCUACUACUUCUCAAACAUCCUUUAGUGGUUUAUCUAAACCACCAUUUGGAAGUCAACCAUCACCAUCAUUCGGAAGUUUCCAGCCAAGCAAUAAUAUCAGUACUUUACCCGCAUCAACAACUUCUGGGGCAGGAUUAGGGUUCGGAGGAAUUAAGGCUACUACCGCAUCUACCUCAGGUCCAAGUUUUGGCUUGGGAAGUGUGGGAAGCGGUGGCAGUGGUUUCUUGGGUGGGUCCGGGACUGCAAAGACAACCACUCUUCCUCCUUCUCCCUUUGGAAAUUUAAAUAGACCAAGCGGUUUAGGCCCUACCACAACAGCUUCCAAUUUACAGACUGGAUUCAACCUUCCAACUUCAACAUCUCCGAGUCAAAAUUCGAAUCUUUUUUCUAGAAUAAGUAGUUUAAAUUCUACACAAGCAUCUACUAUUAAACCAUUUUCAGCAUUCAGCGCUGGCACAACCACCACAAGCGCACCAUCAAUUUUCACAGCUUCAGCUUCGACAACAACACCGGCUACACCUGUAACAAAACCUCCUUCAAUUAUACCACAGUCCACAACUGUUGGACUUUUUCAGCCUACGCCAUCGUCAUCCACAACACCUCAAUUUGGUUUAAGACCAACUUUAAAAACAUCAGUCGGUACAGGAGGAUUUACGACAGGGACAUCCAUCUCAAUUGGUGCAACGACGCAACCGUCUACAGCAACAAAUGAAACAACGUCAACUUCAUCAGCUUGGUUAAAGAAUAGUAAUAUUGAAACCAUAAUUAAUAGAUGGAAAAAAGAUUUAGAUAUUUUUCUCAAAAAAUUUCAUAGUCAAGCAAGUGAAUUAAGAGAAUGGGACCAAAAAAUCAUUGAGAAUUCUGGAAGGAUAGUUAAACUAGAAGAAGAAUUAAGUAAAGCCGAUUUGAUUCAGUCUGAAAUAGAUUCAGGUCUGGAGAGUAUUGCAACGCGUCAGGAUGAGCUUGAAAAAAUGUUAUCGGAGUAUGAGGUGAAAUUUUCUGAACCAGUAUUGGAUAGUACAAGACCUUUGGAUAAAGAGAGAGAGAAAAAUUAUGAUAUGGCUGAAGAAAUUAAUCAAGAAUUGGGUGAAAUGAGUCAAGUUUUAUCCACCAUUAUUACUGAUGUAAAUCAAAAUGUAAUAAAACCUUCUAAUAAUGAUGAAAUAAACGGAAGCCAUGAAAUAAUUGAGAAGGAAGAUAUAGAGGAUCCGAUGGAUGAAGUUGUCAAUAUUCUUAAUUCGCAUCUAACAUCAUUACAAUGGAUAGAUUCGACAGUUAAUCAACUUACUCAAAACGUUCAUAAUGCAAAAUUGCUACUUACUCAGACUCAAAGUGAGUUAAAUUCUCGACAACAGCAAAAUGGUACCGGUAGUAGUUCCGGAUAA
Molecule: messenger RNA, 2301 nt
Organism: Funneliformis mosseae
Lineage: Eukaryota; Fungi; Glomeromycota; Glomeromycetes; Glomerales; Glomeraceae
Source: the annotation of a GenBank genome assembly